This is a messenger RNA of Mytilus californianus (California mussel), 437 nucleotides long. RefSeq lists its product as uncharacterized. The record is from RefSeq and is a predicted model, not a curated record. The transcript is spliced from 4 exons. NCBI's taxonomy places the organism in Eukaryota, Metazoa, Mollusca, Bivalvia, Mytilida, Mytilidae. The coding region runs from base 72 to 425 and encodes 117 amino acids.
UGUCGCCUAUUAUAAAACUAACCAAAACUUCGUAAAGGUCAUUUUUCAACUGACGUAUACAAGGAACAGAAAUGAAAAUACUGAUAUUAGCAGUUAUAUUCGUUAUCUUAGCUGGUGUAAACUGUAGCAAUUACAGAAAUCCGUACAUCGAGAAUCUUCAACAGACCAUGUGCAGGAAUAAACGCUGUGGAUUUGAACAAGUAUGUGAAAUCAGGCUAGUGCAGUGUUAUAAAAAACCAUGUCGUUAUGAAACCUACUGUUCCCCAACAUGGGGAUCUUUGUAUAAGGGUGGUGCCUGUCCAGCAGCAGACGACAGCAGUGUCAGUACCAUUCGGUGCUUUGGAGAUUUCGGAUGUGGUAUAAGUAACAACGAUGUUUGUUGUCAUAAUCGUAAUACGAAAACCUCUUACUGCCACACACCUUAGAUAUAAUUAAUA